GGUUAGAUUAUGCUUAGUGCUAGUAACACUGGCGGAAAGACCGAAGUGAGAGUCUUUCAGUUCAGAAUUCAGAUUGCUCCAAUCUUUUUCUAUAGUCUAUACAUAUAUUAAUCUAUUUCAAUAUUUUAUUACCAAGAAGAAUCAUUGCUGGGCAUAAGCAUACACAAUCCUAUUCCUUAAAAAAAAUGCUUGGAGCUGUAGCAGCUUCCACAUCACUAUGCUUUUCACCAUCCACAUACUCCACCAGAAUUGUUGUUCUCAGAAGAAUCUCAAAUUCAACACUGGCAUUGAACAAUGGCCACUCUUUCUUACUCUUAUCAGCUAAACCUAUGCAUUUCUCUUCACACAAGAGCAGUAGAAGACAACCCCAUUUCCUUGCACAAGCUGCUGCAUCUUCUGCAGUAAAUGCUGAAUACGUGGAGGAACCAGCAACAAAUGUGAAAUUCCAGACAUCUUUGAGUUUUCCCGGUUGCUCAAAUUCAUUAACUUUGUUUGGAACAGGAUACAGAGAAAAAGUUUUUGCGAUUAUUGGUGUCAAGGUCUAUGCUGCAGGUUUGUAUCUAGAUCAAUCUAUCGCCCUUGAAUUGAAUGCUUGGAAAGGGCAAUCAAAAGAAGCUAUUCAAGGGAAUUCUUCCUUGUUCGAGACCAUUUUCCAAUCUUCCUUCGAAAAAUCAUUGCAAAUUAUUCUAGUCAGAGAUGUUGAUGGUAAAACUUUUUGGGAUGCCUUAAGUGAUGCCAUAUCACCAAGAAUUCAACAACCCACAACCACAGAUGAAACUGCUUUGACAACUUUCCGUGGUGUCUUUCUAGAUCGCCCUCUUAAGAAAGGAGCUAUCAUAAUUUUGACAUGGUUGAACCCCUCCGGAUUGCUUGUUUCUGUCUCCUCAAAUGGGCUUCCAUCUACCAUGGAUGCUACAAUCGAAUCUGCAAAUGUGGCUUCUGCUCUUUUUAAUGUAUUCCUUGGAGAUAGUCCGGUUUCUCCCUCCUUGAAAGCUUCAGUGGCUGAAAGCUUGUCAAAAGUACUGAAAUAAAAAAGUUUAGCGUUUCUUGAUAAAGUUGCAUACAUCCAUAUUUUCUUGAAAUUCUUCGAUCUUUAAAUAUAUUGCCGUAGCCUAUAUUCUCCUGAUAUCUAUGUAAGCAUGCUCCAUGGUCUACUGAUGUAUGCCUAGUGUACAAGUGGAAGCUGUUACCUAGUUCCAGUGUUUAUUUCUACUGAUCUAAAUACUUGAUUUGGACAUUAAUAUACACUUGGAUCAAUUCCAAUUUCCUAUUUCUCCUA
This is a messenger RNA of Glycine soja, 1279 nucleotides long. RefSeq names its product fatty-acid-binding protein 3, chloroplastic-like. Gene Ontology annotation, biological process: fatty acid metabolic process. The transcript is spliced from 5 exons. Gene Ontology annotation, molecular function: intramolecular lyase activity; fatty acid binding. Gene Ontology annotation, cellular component: chloroplast stroma. The record is from RefSeq and is a predicted model, not a curated record. Bases 186 to 1031 code for a protein of 281 amino acids. NCBI's taxonomy places the organism in Eukaryota, Viridiplantae, Streptophyta, Magnoliopsida, Fabales, Fabaceae.